UAGAAUGUAUAGCGAGCAACGCAGGUAGAUAAUAGCCUAUAAUUACAGUUAUGAGUAUCCAACAAACACUGAGUGAUAAGUCUAUAGAAGAGCACCGAACGGUUUCUAACACUCACGAUAAUUCAACCGAGGAAAACAUUCAGUUUGAGAGUUCACUUCGUAUUCAGGGCUCUCCAGUUUCCGGCUUCGUGAACCAACUGCACUCAAUAUGGGCCUCAGUGCGUAGGCUUAGGCCAAGAAUUACUAAAUCUACAGAUGAUGAUCAGGCCAGUGCUCAGCGGACAGUGGCUAUCACGCCACUUAUUAAUUGGACGCGACUUUGUGCACUCUACCGGAAAGAUUAUAUCAUAUGUAAAUGGAAACGGAAUUUUUGGAAAUCAGCGUUCGAGCUACUUAUUCCUAUCGUAUUUCUGGUAUAUGUGGCCUUUCUCCGUGGACAUGAACGACAGCUAGGAGGCAAAUGGAAAGAUCCCGAGACCUACCCCUAUGUGCAUCUUAACUCGUCGAUUGAUUUUAAAGCAAAUGCAUCUAAAAUACUUUAUGCGCCAAUAACAAACUAUACAAACACGGUAGUGCCGAAUGCUUUCAACAACUCGGAAAGCUGCCCAGUGUUUAUGGGCUUCAAGAAAAUUAGCGAGCUGGUAAAUUACCUCGAGAACCAAAACCCCACCGAUGUCGCGCUUGCACUUAUUUUUGAGUCGGAUACAGCACUCGGUUCACAACCUGGCAUCCUUAAUUAUACCUUGCGUUUCAACGGCACGAGAUACUCCUUUCAUACCUCGGAAUUCUUCUCGAUAUCGCCUGAGCCCAGAACUAAGAGAGUCUCGACCGAGGAAUACAGCAUCUUAUGGCCUAGUAUGAAUGUACUUUUUGAAAACCAUUUGAAGUUCCAUGGGUUGCGGCCAUACAGAACUGCUUUGAAGCCAAGCCCGAAAAUUAAGUUCUUUCCCACUCCGAGACGUUUCGUUCCAUCAGGCAGCGUCGAGCCUACCACUUUGGUGCCUUCUAUACUUUCGGUAGUAUGCUUCGUUCCUAAGUUGUUUUUUGCUGUUGAAAUAAUACGAGACAAAAAAAGCCAUAUGAAGGAUCUUUUAUACAUGAUGUGCUUACCACAAUUCGUAUAUUGGCUCAAUAUUUUCCUCGUUGGGUUUUCUACAUUGGCUAUACUUAUGUGUACAGCCUGGGUAUUCUUUUGCUACCCUAUUUUCGGUUCACACAUGUACGCGUCGUCAGAUCCGUCGCUUAUUCUCACGAUCUUCAUCCUGUUUGCCGCUGCCGAAGUUUUGCAAAUUCUUCUGAUUACCGUUAUUUUCAACUCAACGGUAUUUGGAGGCGUCGCUGUCGUUGGUGUUUUCUAUCUAUCGCUGUUUUCUGCUGUGGAGUACACCAGAGAAGAAGACUAUAUUGAGGUGUCCGCGGCAAUAAAGCUGGCUUCAGCACUUCUUCCUGUUAAUGGGCUACAAGUUAUCGGAAACAUUAUUACUAAUCGAGAACUUUCGAAUGUUGGCGUUCGAUGGACAAAUAUAGCCGUGCUGGAGCGGCCGCCGGACAACGUUUCACUGUUAGCUAUGUUAAUGGCAGUGCUGUUCUCCUGCGUAAUGUACUCCUUUUUGAUUUUCUAUUUGAAUGCAAUUAUUCCAUGGCAGUCAGGAACACCUAAGCACCUGUUUUUUCUAUGCCAAUCAGCAUCCAGCUCUUCUACACAAAAUUUCGAAAUAAACUUAUCAGGCUCAACUAGCAACCGGGCCUCAAUGGAUCCCGGUGACCCUUCAAACCUUAUCGAAAAGGUAACCCCAGGUACGGCCUCUCCAAUCAUUAAAAUGUGUAAUGUCACUCAUCAGUUCGGUAAUAAGAAGGUUCUUGAUCACCUAUCGCUCGAGUUGUAUCGAAAUCAAGUCACAGUACUUCUCGGUCAUAAUGGCGCCGGUAAGACCACAUUGAUGGGCAUUCUAACCGGGCUCUUUCCGCCGACGUCUGGUAGUGUACAUAUCAACGGGUUUGACGUACAGAAGAAUCCUAUGGACGCAAGGCGAGGUAUUGGCGUGUGUCCGCAGAUGAAUGCCCUCUUUGAUGAUCUGACGGUGAAGGAACAUCUUGAGUUCUUCUAUGAAAUCAAAGGUGGAGGUGAGGACAAAGAGGAAAUAGAGAAACUCAUAUCGCAAUUCGGAUUGACCCCUGAACAAGAUGAACUGGCGGAUACGUUAUCUGAUGGGACAAAGAGGAGGCUUUGUAUAGCAAACGCUAUGGUUGGAGGAAGCAACAUUAUUAUCCUUGACGAGCCGACAACCGGCAUGGAUCAUCACAUCAGGAGUAAAGUUUGGAGAAUUCUGCAACGGGCGCAUCGCGAUCGAACAAUACUUAUGACAACACACAACAUGAAUGAAGCGGAUGUUCUUGGCGAUCGUAUCAUUAUUUUAGCAAAUGGAAGGAUAAAAUGCGCUGGGUCACCCCUUUUUCUUAAAAAGACAUUCGAAACGGGAUAUAAUCUCCGAUGUGUAAAAGCCAGCCCUAACACUUUCGUGAACCUAACGGUCGAACAGGUGCAACGUUGCUUGAAAAAUACUCAGGUCCAAAGAACAUCCGAGGGCAGUCAGGAAUUUUCUGUAAGGCUUGGCUUCCCCACCACCGAACAGUUCAUUAACCUUUUCCGGGAGCUCGAAAAAAAAAAGGUCGAACUUGGGAUUGUCAGCUGGGGCGUUACAGUGACAACUAUGGAGGACAUCUUUUUUAAAGCUACAAAAUCGAACGAGAUGGAAAAGAGCUUUUCGAAUCCGUCCGAUGCAUCUAUUUCGCGAUUACCUGUAAUUAUUCGAAGCACCGGAAUUUUGCUCUAUCUGAGGCAGUUUCACGCUCUAUUCCUUAAGCGGGUGCGUGUUAUUCGACGCCAGUGGUUUAUGCUUAUUCAUCUAUUUGUCAUACCUUGCAUCUUUGCGGUAGCCUUUUGUGGGUUAACUCGCUCCUUAUUAGAUCCCGCUGGCAUGAAGGAACCUGCAUUGACCUAUUCCUUUCAAUCGUUUCCGCAACGAGAACGCUCCGAAGGCUUUGUACAACGUUCAAGGCUUGGUCUAACUUAUAAAUCGUAUAUGUUGAAGUUAGUUAUGGAAGAGGAUGACCUGCGAGUACACGUGUUGGAUCAGGACACGAACGUGGAGGACUUUCUGCUAAACAAGGCAAACACCAGUCGUUUCGAUUAUAAGAACCUGUGGAAGAUGGGCGUCACAUUCGAUCACUCGAAGCCGACAGAAGCUAUAUUGUGGAUUAACGCGGAGCCGUUCCACGUUGUCGCUGCGGGAUUGGUCCUCUGGCAGACCGCUGUACUACGUCAACUUUUGCGAAAAUCAGAGUAUGAAACGGCGAUUGUCAAUGUUAGGAAUCAUCCAUUCUCCCAUAUUUUUCUAAAAUAUGCCAAUACUACUUACGAAAUUGAAGUCCGCCACUUGGUACAUCUCUUGAUUCAGCUGGCCGUUUCAUUUUCGGCUUGUACUAUGAUCUUAUUUCCGAUUGAGGAACGCCUGUGCAAGGCAAAACUAUUGCAAAUGAUGACCGGCGUCAGCAGAACUGUUUACCUAGGAGCAUCGUUCACUUUUGAUCUUCUUACAAUUUUGGUUUCGGCGACUGCUAUAUCCUUUGCACUAGCCAUAUGCAAUGCAGCUGAUUCUUUAGCGGAAGAAAUUGAAAUUGGUGCGGCUACGUGCCUUCUACUGUCCACGUACGGCGCCAUGAUGAUCUUGGUUUCGUAUGCCUGUUCGUAUAUGUUUAGUUCACUCGGGGCAGGCUUCGCGAUGCUGCUUUUGGUCACUGCUAUAGGGGGCGGUAUAAUCGUGCCACUUCUGCUUGGGGCAGUCCUUUUUCUAACAGAAACGGCAGAAUAUAUCCCGUUCGCGGUCAACUGUGUUCCACAGAUUGCAGUUCUAAUGGGCCUUUCUAAUUUGCGGUUAAUGGCAAAAUCGAAGAAAUUCUGUGAAAACUUUACACCUACUCAACUUACGCGUUACUGCCAGGGUUCGGAAAAACGUGCCUCGUGUUGCCAGCCGUGCAGUGUCACCGACCCAAGUACAAAGUUUUGCUAUAAACGGGAAGACUUGUUCCAAAUCGAUUUGAAUGCUGGAAUAGGCUUCCAGAUGAUAGUUCUAUUGACCGGCACUGGGCUAGCGUUGGGAUUACUAAUAGCUACGGAAAGUGGCCUGCUUGGCUGUUGCUUCCGCCUACUGACCUGGGUCGUAUCGCCAAUCUCCCAGCAACAUUCCCAGAAUACAGCUGUCGGGCCAUCGCAAGAAGAUACAGAUGUCAUUAUUGAACAACAUCGAGUCGAAAAUGCCAUUGCGACAGGAAAUCAGUCUCGUUACGCCCUUCUAGCGCAAAACCUGACGAAAAUGUUCGGACCUUUGAUGGUAGUCAAUCAAAUAUCGUUUGCUGUAAAGAAGAAGGAAUGUUUCGGCAUUCUUGGAGUUAACGGUUCAGGCAAAAGCACAACACUUAAUAUGAUUACAGGCGAUUUGGAGGUCGACGAUGGAAACGUUUAUGUCAAAAAUUCAAAUUUGCGCACUUCGCUUCGUCUAUACCAAACCUAUAUCGGCUUCUGUCCACAGUCAGAUGUUCUUCUCGAUAAACUCUCGGGCAAAGAGAUGCUCGAGUUGUUCUGUGCUCUUCGAGGUGUACCCCGCAACCAACAGGCCUCACUUAUCGAGCACAUCGUAUCCUUGUUCGAUCUUGAGCCCCAUACCAAUAAAAUGACCUCGACCUACAGCGGUGGUACCAAACGUAAGCUUUCAAUAUGUUUGGCGAUAAUCGGUAACAUGCCCAUGAUUAUUCUCGACGAACCGACGGUUGGAAUUGAUCCAUCGGCGCGUCGAAAAAUUUGGUCGAUGAUAACCGAGACUCAAAAUAGAGGCUCGGCCGUCAUUUUGGCUUCACGCUCAGUGGAUGAAUGCGAAGCUGUUUGUGAUCGCAUGGCUGUUGUGGUUAAUGGAACUUUCCAAUGCCUAGGUUCACUGCAAGAACUCAGAUCUAAGUUCGGCCAAGGAUUUAUGGUGGUAAUCAAACUGAAGUCACUCAGUGAUAACUCCCUCGUUCCUAGAGUGAUUGAAGAGAUGGGAGAGCAUUUUCCCGGUGACUGCGUACUUAAGGAUCGUCAACAGUGUUUGUUGCACUUUCAUAUCAUGAACCGGAAACUUCUUUGGAGUGAACUGUUCGAAAAAGUGCAAAAAGUUAAGAAAGCAUUCGAUUUCGAGGACGUUGUCGUAUCGGAUUCAAGUCUUGAGCAGAUGUUUUUCGCGUUUACAGAGACUAAAGAGGUGGUCAGUGUGUAAUGCAUUGGCUCCUUUAACGCCUACCAUUGAGCCAUAAUAAUAAAACUAAUUUGUUCUUGUUGUUAACACUAUGGAUACUGAGAGAAACAAAUCAUAUAUAUUUUCCAUAAAAGCAUAACAACCUAAUAUAUACAACUACUGAGAAACUUGUGACCAGUGAACGAGUACGUAGAGCUAAUGCAGCUGAAUGUAUUACAGGCAGAAAAUUCAAGGUCUUAAUCACCAAAAAUAACCACAAUAAAUUUCACAAUUUUUGAUGUCUGGAGAAAUUUCCUGAAGGCCAAAGGGAGCCUUUGGGAGAUCUAAUGGGGUGUUGACGUUUUGGAAUUUUGCCUGCUGUCGCAACUGAACCUGUGUAAUCUGUAAAUCACUUGCUCCAGAAUGCUAUGAAAAAAACAGACUCGUGGUACAGCAAUAAAAUUAGCCCGUGCUUCAUUCAUUCUAGAGUGAAUCAUUAUGGCAAUGAGAAAUACCCCACGUGGGCCACAAUCUACGUUCGCGCAACAAACGACGAGUCUAAUGAGAUGUGAGAAAUUUAAUCUUCUUGUAUUGCCAUAUGCUAUUUUGUGAUUAAGGGAAGCCUGACUGGUUAUGUGAACAAAGUACCCCCUCACUGUCAUUGUCGUGGACAUUACCUGCUGACGGACACGGAGUGCAAUAUCGAUAGUCUAAAAUUAAUUGAACACUUGCCCCGUCUUUUGGAAUCCUAUAAGAAGAGUUAAAGGAACCUUGAAUUUCAAGCAUUAUUUCAAGGUUCCUUAUCACCAAAAAAGGGGGCUCAUUCAAUCUAAACAGAGGGGGCUUCCAACAAAGGAGACAAAUCAAUGAAACAGUGCUUCUGCGCUCUUGCACCAUUGAUUGUUGGAGGAAUCACACCGCGAUCAAUGAAACAGUGCUUCUGCGCUCUUGCACCAUUGAUUGUUGGAGGAAUCACACCGCGAUAAUUGGGGUUUCUCAAAGUAUCCCCCCAGAAGUCGAGAAUCUGAUACUUCUGCUCACAAAAGUUGACGUGGGGAACUGCCUCUAACUAAUAUAUUAAUUGCACCCAGUUACUGGACAGUAGAAGAA
Molecule: messenger RNA, 6377 nt
Organism: Varroa destructor (honeybee mite)
Lineage: Eukaryota; Metazoa; Arthropoda; Arachnida; Mesostigmata; Varroidae
Product: phospholipid-transporting ATPase ABCA3-like
Biological process (GO): lipid transport; transmembrane transport
Cellular component (GO): intracellular membrane-bounded organelle; membrane
Molecular function (GO): ATP hydrolysis activity; lipid carrier activity; ABC-type transporter activity
Source: RefSeq, a predicted model, not a curated record